GUCAGCGGGACGCGAGGAGCGAUCGCUUCCCUCUGAGCGCAGAUACAGGAAGCGAACAAAGGGAAAUCCUAUUACCCCGGUGCAGGAGGCGCCUGGCAUCCCCGGCUGCUCCAAGCCAGCCCCCUGACGGGGACACUAAAUAAUAGAUUGGAAUCGAUUGCCGGGAUGGACUGGGAAGAGCAAGCGGGCGCAUCUCCCGCAAACAGCCUGCUCCUUCCCCCAUUUGUGCUGUAAUCCAAUUCCACCAUGUGCAGGCAGAUAAGAAGACGCGACUCGUCUCCAGGCCUGGGCGGGGUUCUCGCCGUUUAAUCUUUUCUUUUCUCUUCCCUUUGCCGCUCUCCUCCCUCCCCCCGUUCCGUCUCCCAGGCCCGGUGAGGUCAGCUCAUGAAUAUUGCUUCAUUUUCCUGAGAGGAUCUGGCAGCGCCGGGUACCCCCGGGUGCAGUGCCCGUCUUCCCGUGCACGCGUUCCGCCAGCCGGGCAGCGGACAGAGCGGCGGUGAGUAAUGCGGCUGCUGGAAGCUCGAGCCUUUCUUUUUUUCUUUUCUUUGAAAAAGAAAAAAAAAAUAGAGAAAGGGAGGGGGGCGUUACUCAAGGUUCAGCUCCAGCAAAACCUCCGGGUAGAAGUGGGGAGCUAAGGAAAGCCACCCCCGCCCCUAGAAUCGGGACAAAAGGCGGGCGGGGUCCGGAGCCCCACGGGGUAGAGGGCAGAGGGAUGCCCUGCGCCGCAUCCCCACGCUGCGGGUGGAGCCUUUUGUUGCCGUCUUUGGUCGGGCAUUUUUCUUGUUCCCGACGGGAAAACCUAUGGAGAUGCAGCGUCGCGUCGCCACGUGGAUUUGCCUCGGGAGGGUACACUGUAUGGAGGGGCUUUUCUUUGGGACACGGGAUUCGGGCUUGGGCUUAAACGGGCCCUUCAUUGUGCUAUUAACAAAGAAAAAAAGAAAAAGAAAAACAAAAACAACAGAAAAGCCCCAAGCCACGGCCAGGCAAACUGUAGGCAGUAGCCAGUCCUGAAGCUGGGGGCAUGAAGAUGGUAAGGAAGAGUCAGAGCACUCAGGGAAUAUGGGGUCUAAGCCAAGUCCUGUCCUGAGUUCUUUCAGCUUCUGUAGGGGUUUCUGGGUUUGAAGAGUGACGUUUGGUACCUGUACAGCUCUGAACAGCGGCAGUUAAAAUGAUUAAUAGAGAAACAAAGCAAACCUUUCGUACAGCAUUGUGCAUUUGUGACUGUUGAUAGGUUUACAAUCCCAUUCUACCUCUUUACUAUUGGGAAGAAUCUGCCUGGGAAGAAUCUGCCAAAUUAGGGAGGUUUUUUAAGCAUAUUGGUUAAAAUGAGGGAUAUAAUGACAGCGCACUUGGCAGAAAUCUCUGAGCCCUUGCCCUGGAGAGUAGAGUUGGUGCCUGGUGUGUUCCAGAGAGCAAAGCAAUUGUCAGGGUGCAGCAUAAAGUCUACCCUUACUUUGCCUGGUUUGAUUUCUUUAUUCCUUACCCUGCAGUGGUCUAGGUGGGAUCAUUAGGCUGUGUUAGGAAUGCUGUCACUUCUACUUUGGCCCAUGUUUUCCCUUUAAGGGCAGUUGAACAAAGGCUAUGUAAAAACAGUUGAUGUAUCAUAGCUAAUAUUUUCAGAGUGCAUUAAGGAAUGUCUUUGCAGCCUAUUUUGAUCAUCUGUUGUGAUCAUAAAAACUCUGCUUCAGUCACUGUGUGGCAAAAUUGCCAUCCUUGCACACUCAUGUGAAUACUGUGUAAUGACUGCUGUUGGGCUGGGGUGUAUUCCUCACUCCCUCUGUUUUGAAAAUCUGCUGGAGUGAUUAUGGCUCGCCCCUGUUUUGGUAGAAACAGUAUCAACUCAAAUGAGCUUAAAAGUUGAUUCAGGGACCCUUUUCCUCCAGGAGUCUUGGUUGGUGUGCUCUGGCAGCCUGGCUUUGUCCUGGCAGAGCUCCUGCCCAGGCCAAAGAGCAGUGAGCUGCAACUAUCACCUCCAGCCAUUUGUGCAGCAGCCUGGCCCACUGACAGGUGGCUGCAGGAGGCUUCAGGCAGAGGGGUGCAGCAGCAACCUGGGCUGGUACCACGAUGACCAGUGAAGAUGAACGUGAGGGAAGGGGUUUGUGUGGAUUGAAAUACAGUUGUGGUAUGGCAGCACAUAUAGGGACGGGUUUGGCAUCAGAGGGGGAAAACGGUGAUAGGUGAAAGAAGAGUGGGAACAGCUCUCAGCCUCAACCCUUUGAAGCCCGUCGGACCCACGUUGUGGCCUUCAGCCUCGGUCCCCGCUAUGCCCGCGGGGCCGGCUGGCAGCACGGGGGGCGAGGCGGGCUGGAUGCUGGGCAGCUUCUGCUCUCCGCCACCGCGUCCCCACUGGCCCGAUCGUCUUCUCCGCUUCUCCUCCCCAGCCGGCAGCGCGGAGGACGCUUCGAGGGAUGGCCGCCUCCCGCCGAUAGCCGCCGCCAUGAGCCAACCGCCCGCAGGGGGCGCCGCCGCCGAGCCUCGCCUCCAUCCCGAGGGCAGCAGCGGCAGGAAGCAGCAGAGAGCCUCCUCCCCGGCCAGAACCCGCGACGCCGCCGCGCGGCCGCCGCCCCCCGCAGCCGCCGCCGCUGCCGCCUCCCGCGCCCCGCCCGCCGCGGCCUCCGCCGUGAAGACCGGGGUCGCGCGGCAGCCGCCGGGCCAGUCCGCCAGGGCCGCCCGCGGCCGCGCAGCAGAAAAACAACCGCGGAGUGCGGCGCCGCCGGGAGCUGUCCAUCCCGGCGCCGGUGCUGAAGCGCCGCCCGCUGCCGGCGGGAGGGCCGCGGCCGAAGAGCCCGCCGAGGAGGCGCCCCCUGCGGGAAGCGGCGCGGGGGAGCGCGAGGGGGCGGUGGCGCCGCCGCCCAGGCAGUGGAGGGGGAAAGCGGGGCGGGCUCCGCCGAAGGGCGCGGGGGAGGCGGCCCCCGCGCCUCCAUCUUCCGCGGUCGCGGGGAAGGGCCGCGGAGCGGCGGGCGGCGGCGGCGGCUACUGGAAGGAGGGAUGCCUGCAGAGUGAGCUCAUCCAGUUCCACCUUAGGAAGGGGCUGGCGGCGGCAGCCCAGAUGCAAACCAAGGGCAGCAACCACAGCGCCGGUGCUGCUGCUGCCGCCGCCUCUUCCGCGGCCGUCGCCUCGGCCGAGCCUGCCUCGGCAGCCCCCGCCUCCUCGCCCUCUGCCAUGGCGGCGGCCGGGGCCGAGGGGCUGCGACAGGGCGAGGCGGGCUGCAGGAGCGGCACACCCGAGGGUUCACUGAGCCCGCAACCGCAGGACGAGAUGCAAGAGGAGAUGGAGAAGCUGCGGGAGGAGAACGAGAGCCUCAAGAACGAGAUAGAUGAGCUGAGGACUGAGAUGGAUGAGAUGAGGGACAGCUUCUUCGAGGAGGACGCUUGUCAGCUUCAAGAAAUGCGCCACGAGCUGGAGAGAGCCAACAAGAACUGCCGGAUCCUCCAGUACCGGCUGCGCAAGGCCGAGCGCAAGAGGCUCCGCUACGCGCAGACUGGUGAGAUCGACGGUGAGCUGCUGCGCAGCAUGGAGCAGGACCUCAAGGUUGCAAAAGAUGUAUCAGUGAGACUUCAUCAUGAGUUAGAGAAUGUGGAAGAAAAGCGUACUGUAACAGAAGAUGAAAAUGAAAAAUUAAGACAGCAGCUUAUAGAAGUUGAAACUGCAAAACAGGCACUGCAGAAUGAACUGGAAAAAAUGAAAGAGCAGUCAUUGAAAAGAAGAGGGAGCAAAGACCUACAAAAAUCAGAAAAAAAGUCACAGCAAACACCAACAGAGGAGGACAAUGAAGACUUGAAAUGCCAGCUGCAGUUUGUCAAAGAAGAAGCAGCCUUGAUGAGGAAGAAAAUGGCUAAGAUUGAUAAGGAGAAGGACAGAUUUGAACAUGAGCUGCAAAAAUAUAGAUCAUUUUAUGGUGAUUUGGACAGCCCUUUGCCAAAAGGUGAAGCAGGUGGUCCACCAACCACAAGGGAAGCUGAACUCAAGCUUCGGUUGAGACUUGUGGAGGAGGAAGCUAACAUUCUUGGGAGAAAAAUAGUGGAGCUAGAAGUAGAAAAUAGAGGAUUGAAAGCAGAGCUCGAUGACUUAAGAGGAGAUGAUUUCUCAGGGGCUGCUAAUCCACUCCUGGGAGAACAGAGUGAAUCCCUGUCAGAAUUAAGACAGCAUUUGCAGCUAGUAGAAGAUGAGACAGAAUUGCUGAGGAGAAAUGUAGCUGACUUGGAAGAACAAAACAAACGCAUAACAGCUGAGCUGAACAAAUACAAAUACAAGUCCGGAGCCCAUGAAAGCUCUAGGCACCACGAUAAUGCCAAGACUGAAGCACUGCAGGAGGAGUUAAAAGCUGCACGAAUGCAGAUCAAUGAGCUGAGUGGCAAAGUCAUGCAACUCCAGUAUGAGAAUAGGGUGCUCAUGUCCAACAUGCAACGCUAUGAUUUAGCCUCUCAUCUUGGGAUCCGUGGCAGCCCCAGAGACAGUGAUGCAGAAAGUGAUGCAGGAAAAAAGGAGAGCGAUGAUGAUUCCCGUCCCCCUCACCGCAAAAGGGAAGGGCCCAUUGGUGGGGAAAGUGACUCAGAGGAGGUGAGAAAUAUCCGGUGCCUGACACCCACAAGAUCUUUUUAUCCGACACCAUCUGGGUGGCAGAAAAGCUUCACUGACAGGCAGCAGAUGAAGGACAUUCGCUGUGAAGCUGAGCGACUGGGCAAGACAAUAGAUCGCUUGAUUUCCGACACGAGCACCAUCAUAACAGAGGCAAGAAUUUAUGUAGCUAAUGGGGACCUGUUUGGACUGAUGGAUGAGGAAGACGAUGGCAGCAGAAUACGCGAGCAUGAGCUUCUUUACAGGAUCAACGCACAGAUGAAGGCAUUCAGGAAAGAACUCCAGACUUUCAUUGACAGACUCGAAGUUCCAAAGUCUUCGGAUGAUCGGAGUGCGGACGAACCUUUGUCAGUGAGUCAGGUAGACUUUUACUUAUUAUGGCCUACAGGUAAAAAACCUUGGCCAAAAGAAUUAAGACUAAAAUUAGAUGUAUGGCACCUUAAAAUUCUUAAACAAGAACGUGGACAAAAAUUUCUAUUAAAUAAUUUUAAAUCCUUAUUUGGCUAUAUGCAAAUUUGUUCUACCAAGGGGCCUAUUUGUGAAUGGUGAAUAAAUGGUCAUUGUGAAAGUGAAAGAAUUAUAGUCUAGGUACAGGUAUUGUAGGAGGUGGAAGACUUUACUCCUCCUUCUGGCUUUGCAAGUGUACUUGCCAGAGUUAAUGUCAAUCAAGCUGCAGUGAUUACCGGUAAAGGCAGUGCAGAUAACAUUUUUGGCACAUUAAUGAACAUGGUUGUUUUCUUGGUGGUUGAGUUCUUGUUAAAUGAAUAAAACCAAAAUCUUACUAAUUUUAAACAGGUGAAAACAUUCAAUUUCCAAAAUUACAAAGAAUAUAACAAACCACAGAGAAAAAUAAACCAUGAAAAAUCUACAUGGACUGCAUGGUGAUGAAUACUGGUAUUAUUGAAUUGUUGUAACUGGUUGCAUCUUUCACUGAAAGGUUAUGGGUCACUGCUUACAUGCAACAGUGGCUAGCAUCUUUUCUGCAGUUCUUUUUUAUUCUUCUCUUAUCCCCUAAGGAAAGAGCCAACAAGCAUCCUGCAUGUGACGUGCAGAGUUGUCCCAGAGAGGUUUUGGGGAGCAAAUUCCUUGCUGACUCACGAUCUUCUGCCAUGAAAAAUGAAAAUUACCUCUCAUUAACUUAUUAUGCAGUCCUAUAGUUGGCAAAUGCUGUUACUGGUCACGGUAUUAUCCUGAUGUUUUAGUAAGUCUCUUGCUGUGUUAAUUUACGUGUUCUGUCCUGCUAGUUUGCGGUUAAAUUAGUUGCCAGGUGAAGCUGAAAGCCAUUAUUUCUUGUCCCUAUGCUGACUAAUUAGUCUUUUGUUUCCUUGUAUCAGAAAGUCACAGACGCAGUGAGUUUAAAGUUAAUCAAUUACUAUACACGUACUGCAUGAAAUCAAACAGAAAAGACAUUUGGCAUGCUCACUUUCUGAUCUAGCAAUAGUUCUGAGCUUGUUAGAGUUCCCAUUAACUCAGAGGCAGAGCACUGCAUGGGUUCAUACAAAUUUAAAGCAAUCCAAUUGGUAUUUUCUCUAAACAAAUAACAUCAAUAGUUAAAUUGGCAUUUCAGGGCUUAACCAUGCAGAACUCCUACUGAAGUCAAUGGGAGACGGGCACUUGGUCCCUCUACAAGCAUAAUCUGAAUCACUAUUUAUUUUUUUUAAACUUUGGGCUUGGUAUUCCAUUAAUUGACUGUUCUCUUUGUCUCUGUAUUUACUUUCCCAGAUGUUCCAGCCUAUCAUUUUACUUAUUCUCAUUCUUGUAUUAUUUUCAUCCCUUUCAUACACAACAAUAUUUAAACUUGUCUUCCUUUUUACACUGUUUUUUGUACUGUAACCCAUUCAUCAUUUACUGUUCAUUGUAGUAUUAUUUUCAGUUUGUUUAUUUUGUCCACCCUCCAAGAUAAGACGUGCAAGAGACAUAAUUUCUGUAAUAGCCACUGCUGUAAAAACACUGAAGACUACUUGUUUGCCAAAAC
Gallus gallus (chicken) is the source of this 6554-nucleotide messenger RNA. RefSeq names its product SOGA family member 3 (gene SOGA3). The transcript has 5 exons. The coding region runs from base 2264 to 5128 and encodes 954 amino acids. Gene Ontology annotation, biological process: regulation of autophagy. The record is from RefSeq and is a predicted model, not a curated record. NCBI's taxonomy places the organism in Eukaryota, Metazoa, Chordata, Aves, Galliformes, Phasianidae.